Dermatophagoides pteronyssinus (European house dust mite) is the source of this 554-nucleotide messenger RNA. RefSeq lists its product as uncharacterized. The record is from RefSeq and is a predicted model, not a curated record. Lineage: Eukaryota; Metazoa; Arthropoda; Arachnida; Sarcoptiformes; Pyroglyphidae.
GAGAUCUAACUUUGAAACUCUGAAAAUUUAUUUUGUUUGUAAUUAUAAUAAUUCGUGAAUUUUUGAAAUCAAUCGAAACAAAAAUGAAAAGACUUCCGACUGCAGUAGCUUCAGCCCGAGAUCCCGAUUAUAAGAAAAUGCUGGAGGAUAUUGAUGCAUUUGAAAAAAAAACAAAACAUAUAACGGAUGUGGGGCCAAAAUGUUUUGUCUGCGAAAAAGGUGUACCGGUGGGAAGAAUUCGCUUUUUCUCAAACCAAAGGCAAUUUUAUAAACAUAUGUACUAUAAUCAUCGAAAUUAUUUUGAUUACAUCCGAAAAAGCACAAGGCAUGGUGCAAAACCAGAUUCGUCUCCAAUGAUUAUCGAUGAGCCAUCAACAAGUGCAAUUGAGAUGGAUGAAGAGCCAUCAACGAAUGAACAUUUGUUGGAAAUUGAUGAUGAAGAUCGUGAAACUUAUCAGAUAAGCGAACUUCAUGAAUAUCAAUAUUAUUAACAAAUGGAUCGGUAUCAAGCAGAGAAACAAAAACGAAAACAGGAAGAAGAAGAAGAAGAAGAA